Funneliformis caledonium is the source of this 900-nucleotide messenger RNA. Lineage: Eukaryota; Fungi; Glomeromycota; Glomeromycetes; Glomerales; Glomeraceae. The record is from the annotation of a GenBank genome assembly.
GCCAAUGAAGUUUAUGAUUUUAUAAUCGUUGGAGCUGGAACCGCCGGAUGUGUAUUAGCAAGAGAACUCAUUUACAACGUUCCCAAUGUUAAUAUUUUGCUAUUGGAAGCUGGUCCACCAAAUGUUCAAGUUAAUGAUAUAAUGCGUUUACCUUGUACUUUUGCUUCGGUUUAUCGAUCAAGUGAAGUAGAUUGGGGAUAUCAUACAGAAGAUCAAAAAAUGCCGAGCUCGAUCGAUCCUACCAAAGAAGUAUUAAAUAAAGGAUCCUCCUAUCCGCGUGGUAAGGUCAUUGGAGGUUGUAGUACUGUGAAUGCAAUGAUUUAUAUGCGAGGCCAAAAAGCCGAUUACGAUAGUUGGGCGGCCCAAGGUCCUGAGUAUUCAAUUUGGGAUUAUGAUCAUUGUCUUGAAGCUUUCAAAGCAACCGAAAACAAUUCGCAUGAAAAUCCUGACGAAGAAUUUAAAAAAUAUCAUGGAUUUAAUGGUCUACUCCAUGUACAAGAUAGUUUUGAUAAGCCUUAUGAUAUUAUAAAGGAUUUCAUUGAAGUUACAAAAAGUCUUGGCGUUCCUUAUAAUAACGAUUUCAAUGGUGUUAGACAAAAUGGAAUCGGAAAAUAUCAGUCUACGUUGAAAGAUGGAAAGCGCUUUUCGUUGGCUGACGGUUAUUUGACAGAUGCAAUGAAAAAGGUUGAAAUUUGUCCAUUAGGUGAAGGCAUUGCAAAGGUCGUCGCCGUAAAUGUCAAAUCUUUCGCCCACAUGUUGAAUAUUAUUUGGGAUGACGAAAAGAAUGAUGAAAAUGUAGCAAUUGGCGUUAAAUAUUUCUGUAAUGGUAGGGUUAAUAACGCUUUUAUUGCUCCAAAAGGAGAAGUGAUUCUUUGCGGUGGGGGUAUUAAUAGUGCUCAG